GGGAUUUUCUCACUCCGUAUAUGUGCGAGUGCUUCGCUGAGAUAGCUACCCUGAACACAGGACGGACUGGCUGACCGAGUGACUGACCCGGAGCCGCUCACCAGAGUGCAGGCAGCGGCCAGCCACCCUGCAGCGGGCCGACGGGCGGGAAGCGCGGUGCGUCCUCAGGGGGAGGGAAAGGUGCGGCACCGCCCCGGCCCCCGCGCCGCCCUUUCAAGUAUCGCGUGAGCGGCCCCGCUGCCCGACGCCACGUCCUGCCGGUGCCGCUGGGGAGCGGCGGCCAUCGAGCCGGGAAGGGGCUGCGGCCGGGCGAGGCUGAAGGAAGAAAGGAUUUAAUGAACUCACGGCCAGUCGAGAUGGGGAGACGUCGAAAGCAGCAGCAAGGUGCCUGAUCGGCCUUGUGCCCCUGCUCCCUGUCUUUGGAACGAGAAGAGGAAGAUGCGUGUUAUGAACCUGUGGAAAGACAGUCCGUGUAACUGCUGGUAGAAACUAUGCACUGAAGUGGGAGAUCCUGACGAAAUGGGGGUGCUUGUGUUCUUCGUGCCUUGUAGCUUUCUCCUGACUGUAGUGCGAGGGCACAGCUUGUUCACAUGUGAACCUAUUACUAUUUCCAGAUGUUCAAGAAUGCCUUACAAUAUGACUUUUUUCCCAAAUAUCAUGGGACACUAUGAUCAGGACACUGCUGCACUCCAGAUGGAGCCUUUUCUUACUAUUAUGAAUCUUAACUGUUCACCAGACGUCCAUACAUUUCUGUGCAAAGCAUUUGUUCCUGCCUGCCUGGAGCAAGUUCACGUCAUUCACCCUUGUCGUAACCUCUGUGAGAAGGUGUAUUCUGACUGCAAACAACUGAUUGACACUUUUGGAAUCACGUGGCCUGAAGAGCUUGAAUGUAACAGACUAGUCGAUUGUGACGAGACUGCUCCUGCCACUGCUCCUGUAACCACCAAUGCACAUGGAACUCAGAAGACCCCAGGGCAGACACGAAGGGAUUAUGGAUUCUGGUGUCCACGACACCUACACACUUCCAAUGGACAAGGCUACAAGUUUCUGGGCAUCGAUCAGUGUGCGCCCCCGUGUCCCAAUAUGUACUUCAAAAAUUACGAAUUGGAUGUUGCAAAAAGCUUCAUUGGAAUAGUUUCAAUCUUUUGUCUUUGUGCUACGCUUUUCACAUUCCUUACUUUUCUGAUUGAUGUUAAAAGGUUCAGGUACCCAGAGAGGCCGAUCAUAUACUACUCCGUCUGUUACAGCAUAGUGUCUCUAAUGUACUUCAUUGGAUUUCUUCUUGGGAAUAGAACUGCCUGUAACAAGGCAGAUGAUAAGCUAGAACUUGGGGAAACGGUUGUUCUCGGCUCCCAAAACAAAGCCUGUACAGUCCUUUUCAUGGUUUUGUACUUUUUCACUAUGGCAGGAACCAUCUGGUGGGUGAUUCUGACAAUCACUUGGUUCCUUGCAGCAGGAAGAAAAUGGAGUUGCGAAGCUAUUGCACAGAAGGCCAUGUGGUUCCAUGCAGUCGCGUGGGGGAUACCCGGUUUUCUAACCAUUAUGCUUCUUGCCAUGAACAAAGUGGAAGGGGACAAUAUCAGUGGAGUUUGUUUUGUGGGUCUCUAUGACGUGGAUGCCUCUCUGUACUUCGUGCUUUUGCCGUUAUGCCUUUGUGUUUUUUUUGGUCUCUCUCUUCUUUUAGCUGGUAUUAUCUCUUUAAAUCAUGUGCGGCAAGUCAUACAGCACGAUGGCAGAAACCAAGAGAAGCUAAAGAAAUUUAUGAUCAGAAUUGGAGUUUUUAGUGGUUUAUACUUGGUGCCGCUUGUGGCCCUUCUCGGAUGUUAUGCCUAUGAACUGGUGAACCGGAAGAUCUGGGAAACAACUUGGGUGUUUGACCACUGUGACCAGUACCAUAUUCCUUGUCCCUAUCAGGCAAAGGCACUGGCAAGACCAGAAAUAUUUCUGUUUCUGAUGAAAUAUUUGCUGACGUUAAUUGUUGGCAUAUCUCCAGUGUUCUGGGUGGGAAGUAAAAAGACCUGUUCGGAAUGGGCCAAUUUCUUCAACAGAAACCGCAAAAGAGACCCAAUCAGUGAGAGUCGAAGAGUACUGCAAGAAUCAUGCGAAUUUUUCUUGAGGCACAAUUCCAAAGUUAAACAUAAGAAGAAGCACUACAAAUCGAGUUCGCACAGAUUGAAAGUAAUUUCUAAGUCAAUGGGAACUAGCACAGGUGGCACAACAAAUCAUGGAACUUCUGCAGUAGCAAUCACCAACCACGAUUACCUGAGCCAAGAAACUGUUGCAGAAAUUAAAACCUCUCCAGAGACAUCUGAGAAAGAGAUGGAGACGGAUGGAACAUCGGCCCAAAAAGUUGAGGAAGGUGAAAACAGUGGAAAUCAAAUGUUAAGUAGUUCUAAACUGACCGUGGAUCAGGUGGAAAAAAGAAACAAAGCAGAUAGCACGUGUGAUAUGAGCAGCUUGUCUGAGAGCCUGAGGAGAAUUGGUGAAGGCAGGGUAGCUCCUAAGAACGAUUUGAUUGAAUCCCCUGCGUUACAAAGCAGCAGUUCCCAAAUAGCUGAUGUCUCCCAGCCGGGCUCCGUGUCGCUCCUUGUCUACUCGGCUGCAGACGGCAGGAGGGAAUUGGAUUCAGGAAACAGUUCAAACCCUUGAAAGACUGACGUUUUUAUAGGAACUCUUUCAACGUAUAAAACUGAUGCGGAUUUUGUUACACUGAAAUUAACAGAUAUUCUGUGCCUUACUACAAAUCAGACACAUCUUCUUUUGCACUUAGAAAAAUGUAAGUUUUGUGUCGGGGACAACUGGCAAUAAUGCACUGUCUUUAUACCCAUCCAGGAAUAAUGGGAAUUGAAGUUCUCUGGGACACGGCUGGAUUGCGUAGCAGUAAUUUAAGAAGGAGGUGAGAGAAAUAUUAUUCCCGAUGGAAAGAACACUUCUAAAUAAAUUGCAUUGAAAUAAUGCAGAAAAAGCACUGUUCCUUUUCAAGGCGUAUGAGGUCCAUCUGCAGCUUUGAUAUCUUACCAGUUUUUUACUUUUUUUACUACUUAUGAAAUAGCAUUAUCACUUUAAGAGGUGCAUAAAGUUACUCUCUAAAUUUUAUCAUGAUGUGUCAGUUAUAGCACUGUUUUAUGGUAGUUUUUACACUGAAUCUGGAAUGAAAAUGAUUUAUUUUGUACACAGAAAUGAACUAUGUAAAUAACUGCAUAAGGCCUAUAUUUAGAGCUACUGUUUUGUAUGUACUGUACAAACGCGGCAAAGUUACCGUGCUUCCGUCAGAUGCUACUGAAGUCAGCAGUUCUGUGACGAUGGGGAAAUGUUACUUCGUUAUGAGUAAAGCAGAUGCAAAACGUGCACCAUACCCUGCACGUUUGGGCAAGGCUGGUCGGGCAGCUCCGCAUCCCGCUGCGGGGGCAGGGCGUGAGGUGCAGCGCUGCUUCAGGGGAACGCUGCUUUCAGCCCCUCCUGCUGUGCUGUCCCAGGGCACCGUGCCCAGCAGGGAAACGCUUCACAUCCUGGACAGCACAGGGGCAGAAUGCCAAGUAUGCGUUGUUUGGGGUUUUGGUGGUUUUGUUUUGCUGGCGGGGUUUGUUGUUCUUCACAGAGCUGCAGUGACAGUGUGCUUCCCUUCUGUUUCUAUGCAAGUCACUUGAAUUUUUUUUUUAAUUCUGUAGGGAAAUACCUAGCAGAAGGUAGUUAUGUUAAUAUGCAGGUUUGUUUAACAAUACAUUUAUUUAAAACGAGACCUUAAUGCUGUUUCUCCAGAGUCUGUACACUACAGCAAUAGAAUUUCUUGAACUCAAAGGCCUUAAGGCUUCCCAAGGUUCUUUUAGGUCCUGAUGAUGUGGGUGAGUUCGGUUCUUCAGCUCUUAGGAAUCCUGGCUCCAAUGAACCGAAAGCUCAGUGCAUUUGGUGGCAACAUUCAGCACCCUCUGUGUGCUUGCCAACAGGAAAAUUGCUCUUAAAUUGAUGUUCUCAUUUUGAUACCGUGCCGUGCAAUGGUGUUCCAGUUUGUGCAGCGCUCGAGGUGAUGCUUUGGACAGCGGAGCGAAAUUGCAUGGCAUGGAAGUCAUGCAAACACUGAAUGAUAAACCAAAGUUACUUGUUUUGUUGAUGAUGAAUUACAGAUAGAAUGUAUUUACCUUUCUACUGUCGUGUGUGUUUUAGCAUUUGUAAUUUAUUGCCUUAAAUAGGAUGUGCUAUUUCUUUUGUAAUUUCCCUGUUAACAAGAUGUAAUAUUCUCACUGCUGAGAAGGACAGUGAGAGAAGCCUGAGCAGGCUGUGGGCGUGCACACUGAGUACUCUUCUUUCUGUUCUGUUUGUAAACGGGUAACUUUGUACACAUGUUCAGUACUUGGGUUAUUACUGUCUUUGUUAGUAAUAAACUGCCGUAUAGUAAAAGCUUGAGUUGAUAUUUCCAUUGACUAGA
Molecule: messenger RNA, 4423 nt
Organism: Numida meleagris (helmeted guineafowl)
Lineage: Eukaryota; Metazoa; Chordata; Aves; Galliformes; Numididae
Gene: FZD6
Product: frizzled class receptor 6
Exons: 7
Coding region: 520-2649 (709 amino acids)
Biological process (GO): non-canonical Wnt signaling pathway; canonical Wnt signaling pathway
Cellular component (GO): plasma membrane
Molecular function (GO): Wnt-protein binding; Wnt receptor activity
Source: RefSeq, a predicted model, not a curated record